AUGGCAGAGAUGGAGAGAUUCCUUAAAUCACUCUCUUCUGUACAGAUCCAGAGUUCAUACACUCCUUUCCCAGCAAAACAGUCAAUUCGUAGGGAGUUGCACACAUUUUCUGAUGCAUCUGACAAAGCAAUAGGUGCAGUUACAUACCUUAGAACAACUGACGGUAGUUGUCAGAUACACAUAAGCUUUGUGAUGGGAAAAGCUAAACUAGCUCCAAAAGCAGCUACAACCAUACCAUGGCUCGAGCUUUGCAGAGCUGUCCUUGCAGCGGAAGUGGAAGAAGUGAGCAGGAUCCACAGAACCACCAGCCAAGAGCAAUGGCGGUAUGUCCGAACCGAGUUAAACCCCGCAGAUAAAGCUACACGCUCUGUUAAAGUUAAAGAAUUGCAGGAAUCACCAUGGAUAACAGGCCCUGAAUUCUUGCGAAAACCAAAACCAUCGUUGCCAUAUGCUCCAUGUGAACUCACAAAUCACGAAAUAAAAGAUGAUCCAGAAGUACGGCCAACAGUGACGUGUCGCAAACCAGUAGUGUACGGUGCCUGUCUUGGAAGCGAAAGAUUCUCUAAAUUCUCAAGUUGGAAUAGACUAAUGAGAGCCUUUGCCAAUCUCAUUCACAUCAUACAUUCCAGAAGUAAAAUAACGGAAAGAAAUGCAGCGAACUGCAAUGGUUGGCAUAUUUGCCAGCAGCCCAGGUCUCUGGAAGAAUUUCAGAAGGCCAAGAAUGUGAUCCUAACGUCUACACAGAAUGAAGCAUUCAGAGAAGAGAUUGUGAGUUUGGUGAAUGGAGAUGUACUUAAAGGCUGCACAUUUGGGAAACUAAACCCAAAUCUAGACAAAGAUGGAAUCCUAAGAGUUGGCGGCAGAGUUUGCAAUGCUCAUGUGUCCGAAAAGGAAAUGCACCCGGUGCUGUUGCGCAAAAAUCAUCAUGUGACGGAGUUAAUAAUUCAACACUGCCAUCAACUAUGUAAGCAUCAAGGACGGCUCUUUACACUUAGAACCUUGCAGAACGAAGGGUAUUGGGUAAUAGGAGGAAAACGUUACAUAUUAUCAAAGAUCAUACAUUGCUGUGUAAUCUGUAAACGACUGAGAGGAAAGUUGGAAACUCAACUAAUGGGAGAUCUCCCAAAGGAGAGACUUACAUCUGCACCUCCAUUCACCUUCGUAGGUGUUGAUGUAUUAGGACCGUGGUUAGUGUCGGCUCGUCGCACUAGAGGCGGACAGGCACAUAGCAAGAGGUGGGCUGUAAUGUUCACUUGUUUAGUGUCCAGAGGGGUGCAUAUAGAGGUUAUAGAAGCCAUGGAUAGUUCAUGCUUACGGAGAUUUUUUGCAAUGAGAGGGCCGGCGAAACAGAUCGGAGAUCGGACUGCGGUACCAACUUUGUGGGAGCCUGCAAUGAAAUUGGAAGAUGCCUCACUGAGAAGGACGUAA
Anneissia japonica is the source of this 1428-nucleotide messenger RNA. RefSeq lists its product as uncharacterized. The transcript is spliced from 2 exons. The record is from RefSeq and is a predicted model, not a curated record. Bases 1 to 1428 code for a protein of 475 amino acids. Lineage: Eukaryota; Metazoa; Echinodermata; Crinoidea; Comatulida; Comatulidae.